This is a messenger RNA of Pedinophyceae sp. YPF-701, 1338 nucleotides long. The record is from the annotation of a GenBank genome assembly. Lineage: Eukaryota; Viridiplantae; Chlorophyta; Pedinophyceae.
AUGCGCGCGCUCACUGCGGCCUUGGGGGCGGGCAGGGAGCUCUCCGUGCUGGCCUCGGCGCAGUCCGCGGGGCUCGCGCGCCUGUUUGCGGCCAUGCCGCUCCGGGAAGAGCGCGACGAGUCUGAGGAGGCUGCACGUGCCCGCCGGCUCGCCGAGUGGGACAAGGGGCGCGAGGGCGGCGCGCGGCAGCUCGAGCAGCGGUCGACAACGGCCUCCGUGCCGAAAGAGCGGGCGAACCUCGCAGGGAACCCCACGCACUGGAGGAGCCUCGUGGCCAUCGCGCGGGACCGCUACGGCGCGGCCAUGGAGCGCGACCAGGUGCUGCAGGACUCGUUUGGGCGCCAACACACCUACUUGAGGAUUUCUCUCACGGAGAAGUGCAACCUGCGAUGCACGUACUGCAUGCCGCCGGAGGGCGUCGACCUGACGCCGAAGCCGCAGCUCAUGUCGACAGACGAGGUGGUGCGCGUGGCGUCGCUGUUCGCGGAGGGCGGCGUCAGCAAGGUCCGGCUGACCGGGGGGGAGCCCACGCUGCGCAAGGACCUGGUCGACAUCGUGUCGCGCACGGCGGCGCUCCCGGGCAUCGAGGACGUCGGCAUCACCACGAACGGCAUCGUCCUGGGCCGCAACCUGGACCAGCUCGUCGACGCCGGCAUGACGUCGGUGAACAUCUCGCUCGACACCCUCCAGCCCGACAGGUUCGCGCGGCUGACGCGGCGGAAGGGCCUCGAGCGCGUUCUCGACGUCGCGCGCCGCGCGGCCGCGAUGAAGGGCCGGCCGCGCGCGACGGGCGCCCCGGGGCUGCGGCAGGUGAAGCUCAACGUGGUGGUGAUGCGCGGCACGAACGACGACGAGCUCGGGGCGUUCGUGGACCUGACGCGCGACGCGGACAUCAACGUGCGGUUCAUCGAGUGGAUGCCGUUCGACGGGAACGCGUGGGACCACGGCAAGAUGAUGCCGUACCGCGACAUGGUGGCGGCCGUGGAGGCGCACACGGGCGCGACGCUGCGGCGCGAGCGGGACCCGUACGGAGAGGUCGCGAAGAACUUCCGGCUGCCGGGGCACCGCGGGAGCGUGUCGUUCGUGACCAGCAUGACGGAGCACUUUUGCCACGAGUGCACGCGGCUGCGCGUGAUGGCGGACGGGAACCUCAAGGUGUGCCUGUUCGGGCACAACGAGGUGUCGCUGCGGGACGCGAUGCGCGAGGGCGCCACGGACGACGACCUGCGGUACGUCCUGUCGGCCGCGGUCGACCGGAAGCGUGCGCGCCACGCGGGGAUGUUUGAGAUCGCGCGGCAGUCGGCCAACGGCCGCGCCAUGGUGAAGAUCGGCGGGUGA